GAUGAUGUCCAGCAAAGAGAAAAAACGGUCAGUUUCUAGAGCAAUUCUUCUGCCCGCCACAUUCUAAUGUGAUUAGAACAAUCGGAUUACUUCUCUUCUCCAUGAGGUGCAUUUCGUGAAGCCAUUGGAUAUUCUAUCCUCUAAAUAAAAGAUUAAAUUAACAUGAUAAUUGAAGAUAAAUCCAGAAAUGCCGAUGGAUACAUGUCCAGUGAAUGGGACUCAAGAAAUUCCAAAAAAGGUAUUCUACGGCCUCGUUUUAUGAGUGCUGCUGAUUAUGCCUUUUAUCUACGGCGCCAUCUUGUUGCAGAAAGACGCAAAAAUGACCCGGGUGUCGGUCACCCAGGGGACGAGACACUAUCCGUUGGUAUCCCUAGGUUGUCCUUCCUACUCAGGAGACUAGAGGAGGACAUUCAGUCUUCGUAUCUUAGUUUUCUGGAAGAAUUUGUGUCAGAUGUGCAUGAAGGGGUGAGCUGUCUCCUCAACAUCCUGAGGACGAGCCAGGAGAGGCAAAAAGGAGCCGGACUCUUUACUUACGUCACCCUUAGUCGGGCAAAGCAAAGUCUAAUUAAUAAGGGCGUAAUUGAUGAAUUUUAUUGUUUGCUGUGCUUAAAAGCCUGUUCCAAGAGUUCUGAGGCAGUUAUAAAAAUUGCUGACCACAAAACAGGUCUCGCAACUGUUUCAUCCUGCAUAACAAGUUCUCAUGUAAAAUCGAGGAUUGUCGCUCUUGAAAUAUUAACCGCUGUAUGCCGAGCACCAGAAAUUGGCAGUAAUCGCGUUCUUGAAGCUAUGACGACAGUCAGGAUUUUGUUUGGAGAAUCAGUGCGUUUCAAAUUUUUAGUUUCUGUCUUGAAUAGCAAUCUCGCCAACUCUUCAGGUUUAGAGACGGUGACACUCAUAUUUUUAAACACUCUUCUGGAUCAAUGUGCUAAAUUAUCCGACAGGGUUAGAAUACAAAGUGAACUCGAAGAGGCCGGAUUCGAUGUGGAUUCACUAGAAAAGCAAUUAAGGCAGAAGUUUGGAAAUAGCCCUCACAGAAUUUGGGGCGAAAUAGAUAAAUGGAAAGAAUUGCACGUUGAUUUACAAGACGUGCUACAGAAACACCAUGAAAACAUAAACCUUAGAAAGGAGGUACAACUUUUGAAGGAGGCUUUGAAAAGACUUCGAGAUGAACGUAAAGGGAUUAUUAGCAUACACAAACAGCUUAAAGGUCAGUGGAACAAUGUGGAGCAAAGACUGCAAGAUUUGGCUUUAAAGUCUCGGGUAAUGGCCACGUCAUCGUCUUCCUCUGAUGAAGAGUCUGGUCGACCGGCCCCACCAAAUUCCCGUUACAAGACAAUACCAUCUAUGGAGCCCACUCACCACGAUUCUGAACUGGAUGAGAUACUCAUAGAUAUUCCCACCAUUCCAGCCGGAUCUAUACUGAAUCCUGAAAACGGGGCAGAUUUCAGGAUACCAGACACCCCACCUCCUCUGCCACCCAAUCAUCCCAAACUCUCCGAUUCUGGAAUCAGCAGCAAUUCAGCACUCGAUUCAGAGCUGGAUGCCAACGACUGGCACUAUCCGGAUGUCCCAGGAAUUAGAAUGGAAAAACGGCACAGUAGCGUGCGUGUCAGGUUCUCGGAAGGGACAGCAUGCAGGAGAUCCCGGUCUAGUGGAGGAGUAACUGAAAUACCUCCAGGCACAGUAAUAUUGCAGCCAGGUCAGAACCGAAUCAAAUGCGUGGACAUCUUAGGUGUACAAAACAUUCCUCCACCCCUGCCUCAGCGACCCGCAACCCCAAAGAGCCAAAAGAAAUCAACCAAGAAGCGUUCGUCCUCUUCUUCUAGAGACAGAAGCAAAGAGAGAGGAAAAUCUUUCUUGCCUAGAGCUCUGUCGGGAAACGAGAAAUCAAGAAACAACAGUCACAGCACUGGAAAUCUUACAACAGUUGCCAACAAUCACACUAUCUCUUCAGUAAAGUACCCAGGGAGCAACAAACUAUGGAACAAACAGCACCAAACUCAAUUACAGGCCAGACCAGCUUCCCAACUUGGAAGCAGUAUAGAUGGCAUGAUUCAUCGGGAGAUCGCUAGAGCUAUAAGGGAUAGACAUGCCUUGUUUGAUCCUUAAAUUAUAGAGUUAAUUCACACAUAUAGAGUUAAUCUCAGUUCUUGUUUGUGACAGGAACAAAAUGUUCCCAAAGAGGGUCGCACAGAUGGCUCCAAUAAUAGGAAACUUUACAAAGAAUGUAAUCAUGGUAUUGUGUUCCGAUUAUUGACGAAUGUCACAAAAAUGACUGAUGAUUAAAAACAAAACAAAACUGAAUGGAAUAAAAAUGUACGAUUUCAUGCGUCUUGCUGUAAUUUUUGUGAAUAACUUGUGUGAAUAAACUAACGCUUUGUUCGCACGAAGAUUCAAAAUUAAUUGCAA
Molecule: messenger RNA, 2409 nt
Organism: Parasteatoda tepidariorum (common house spider)
Lineage: Eukaryota; Metazoa; Arthropoda; Arachnida; Araneae; Theridiidae
Biological process (GO): cell migration; cortical actin cytoskeleton organization; regulation of cell shape
Cellular component (GO): cytosol
Molecular function (GO): actin filament binding; small GTPase binding
Source: RefSeq, a predicted model, not a curated record